This is a messenger RNA of Phodopus roborovskii (desert hamster), 6604 nucleotides long. RefSeq names its product myosin heavy chain 14 (gene Myh14). Gene Ontology annotation, cellular component: myosin complex. The transcript is spliced from 42 exons. Bases 226 to 6228 code for a protein of 2000 amino acids. The record is from RefSeq and is a predicted model, not a curated record. NCBI's taxonomy places the organism in Eukaryota, Metazoa, Chordata, Mammalia, Rodentia, Cricetidae. Gene Ontology annotation, molecular function: cytoskeletal motor activity; actin filament binding; ATP binding.
GUGCUGGAAAGGAUCUGGACUCCAAGCCCUCCCCAUCUCUCCACCACCGGGUGCCCAGGUAGCCUCGGGGUCCACAGGAUACAGGAGGCAGGCCACGGGGCGCUUGGUUAGGAGGAGAGAGGGUUAGGAUCCAUCUGGGCUUCCGGAGGUACACGGCCGUGUACCCCAAUCAGAAGGAGGAAGCUGAGCGUGGACCCCAGUGUCUCAAGGAGGAGGGCUGAGACCAUGGCUGCAGUGACCCUGUCCGUGCCUGGGAGGAAGGUGGCUGCCAGGCCAGGCCCCGUGCCUGAGGCGGCCCAACCGUUCCUGUUCACACCGCGAACACCAAGUGUGGGCGGCCCUGGAGGGCCGCAGGUGGAGUGGACAGCACGUCGCCUGGUGUGGGUGCCCUCAGAACUGCAUGGAUUCGAGGCUGCAGCCCUACGCGAUGAAGGGGAGGAGGAGGCAGAGGUGGAGCUGGCGGAGAGUGGGCGGCGCCUGCGGCUGCCCAGGGACCAAAUCCAGCGCAUGAACCCACCCAAGUUCAGCAAGGCAGAGGACAUGGCUGAGCUCACCUGCCUCAAUGAGGCCUCUGUCCUGCACAACUUGCGAGAGCGCUACUACUCCGGGCUCAUUUAUACCUACUCUGGCCUUUUCUGCGUGGUCAUCAACCCAUACAAGCAGUUGCCCAUCUACACGGAGGCCAUUGUGGAAAUGUACCGGGGCAAGAAGCGCCACGAGGCGCCGCCACACGUGUAUGCUGUAACAGAGGGAGCGUACCGCAGCAUGCUGCAGGAUCGUGAGGACCAGUCCAUUCUCUGCACAGGGGAGUCUGGAGCUGGGAAGACGGAGAACACCAAAAAGGUCAUCCAGUAUCUGGCCCACGUGGCGUCGUCUCCCAAGGGCAGGAAGGAGCCUGGUGUCCCUGCCUCCGUCAGCACCAUGUCUUAUGGGGAGCUAGAGCGGCAGCUUCUUCAAGCCAACCCCAUCCUGGAGGCUUUCGGCAAUGCCAAGACAGUGAAGAAUGACAACUCUUCCCGAUUUGGAAAAUUCAUCCGCAUCAACUUUGAUGUUGCUGGCUACAUCGUGGGCGCGAAUAUUGAGACAUAUCUGCUGGAGAAGUCCCGGGCCAUCAGACAGGCCAAGGACGAAUGCAGCUUCCAUAUCUUCUAUCAGCUGCUAGGGGGCGCUGGGGAGCAGAUGAAAGCUGAUCUCCUCCUGGAGCCCUGUUCCCAUUACCGCUUCCUGACCAAUGGGCCCUCAUCAUCCCCUGGCCAGGAGCGGGAGCUAUUCCAGGAGACGCUGGAGUCCCUGCGCGUGCUGGGUUUCCUCCCGGACGAGAUCACAGCCAUGCUGCGCACUGUCUCGGCUGUCCUCCAGUUUGGCAACAUUGUCCUGAAGAAAGAGCGUAACACAGACCAAGCCACCAUGCCUGACAACACAGCUGCCCAGAAGCUCUGCCGCCUCUUGGGCCUUGGGGUGACGGACUUCUCCAGAGCACUCCUCAUGCCCCGAAUCAAAGUGGGCCGAGAUUAUGUCCAGAAAGCACAGACCAAGGAGCAGGCUGACUUCGCGCUAGAGGCUCUGGCCAAAGCUACCUACGAGCGCCUCUUCCGCUGGCUGGUUCUGCGGCUCAACCGCGCCCUGGACAGAAGUCCGCGGCAGGGUGCCUCCUUCCUGGGCAUCCUGGACAUCGCGGGCUUUGAGAUCUUCCAGCUGAACUCCUUCGAGCAGCUGUGUAUCAACUACACAAAUGAGAAGUUGCAGCAGCUGUUCAACCACACCAUGUUCGUGCUGGAGCAGGAGGAGUACCAGCGGGAGGGCAUCCCCUGGACCUUCUUGGAUUUUGGCUUGGACCUGCAGCCUUGUAUUGAUCUCAUCGAGCGGCCGGCCAACCCUCCAGGUCUCCUGGCCCUCCUGGACGAGGAGUGCUGGUUCCCCAAGGCCACCGACAAGUCUUUCGUGGAGAAGGUGGCCCAGGAGCAGGGCAGCCACCCCAAGUUCCAGCGCCCCAGGCACCUGCGGGAUCAGGCAGACUUCAGCGUCCUGCACUAUGCAGGCAAGGUUGACUACAAAGCCAAUGAGUGGCUGAUGAAGAACAUGGACCCAUUGAAUGACAGUGUGGCUGCCUUGCUUCACCAGAGUACAGAUCGCCUCACAGCUGAGAUCUGGAAGGAUGUGGAGGGCAUUGUGGGGCUGGAGCAGGUGAGCAGCCUUGGGGAUGGCCCUCCGGGAGGUCGCCCCCGCCGUGGAAUGUUCCGGACUGUAGGGCAGCUCUACAAGGAAUCUCUGAGCCGCCUCAUGGCCACACUCAGCAAUACCAACCCCAGUUUUGUCCGCUGCAUCGUCCCCAAUCAUGAGAAGAGGGCUGGGAAGCUGGAGCCACGCCUGGUGCUGGACCAGCUCCGUUGUAAUGGGGUCCUCGAGGGCAUCCGCAUCUGCCGCCAGGGUUUCCCCAACCGCAUCCUCUUCCAGGAGUUCCGGCAACGCUAUGAGAUCCUCACCCCAAAUGCCAUUCCCAAGGGCUUCAUGGAUGGCAAGCAGGCCUGUGAGAAGAUGAUCCAGGCCCUGGAGCUAGACCCCAACCUAUACCGUGUUGGCCAAAGCAAGAUCUUCUUUCGUGCCGGAGUCCUGGCCCAGCUGGAGGAGGAGCGGGAUCUGAAGGUCACGGAUAUCAUAGUGUCUUUCCAGGCGGCAGCACGGGGCUACCUGGCCCGCAGGGCCUUCCAGAGAAGGCAGCAGCAGCAGAGCGCCCUGCGGGUGAUGCAGAGGAACUGUGCCGCCUAUCUCAAGCUGCGGAACUGGCAGUGGUGGAGACUGUUCAUCAAGGUGAAGCCCCUGCUGCAGGUGACGCGACAGGAUGAGGUGCUGCAGGCGCGCGCCCAGGAGCUGCAGAAAAUCCAGGAGCUGCAGCAGCAGAGUGCCCGCGAAGUGGGGGAGCUGCAGAGCCGAGUGGCGCAGCUAGAGGAGGAGCGCUCGCGCCUGGCCGAGCAGCUGCGUGCAGAAGCAGAGCUAUGCUCCGAGGCUGAGGAGACCCGGGCACGAUUGUCCGCCCGGAAGCAGGAGCUGGAGCUGGUGGUGUCAGAGCUUGAGGCACGAGUGGGCGAGGAAGAGGAGUGCAGCCGGCAGCUGCAUGGUGAGAAGAAGCGACUGCAGCAGCACAUACAGGAGCUGGAGAGCCACCUGGAAGCCGAGGAGGGUGCUCGGCAGAAGCUGCAGCUGGAGAAGGUGACCACAGAGGCCAAGAUGAAGAAGUUUGAGGAGGACCUGCUCCUCCUGGAGGACCAGAAUGCCAAGCUGAGCAAGGAGCGGAGGCUGCUGGAGGAGCGCCUGUCCGAGUUCUCCUCACAGGCGGCUGAAGAGGAGGAGAAAGUCAAGAGCCUCAAUAAGCUCAGACUCAAAUACGAAGCCACCAUUGCAGACAUGGAGGACCGGCUGAAGAAGGAGGAAAAAGGCCGCCAGGAACUGGAGAAGAUGAAACGGCGGCUGGAUGGGGAAAGUUCCGAGCUGCAGGAACAGAUGUCAGAGCAGAAGCAGCGGGCGGAGGGGCUGCUUGCACAGCUGGCCCGCAAGGAAGAGGAGCUGCAGGCUGCCCUGGUCAGGGCAGAGGAGGAGGGUGGUGCCCGUGCCCAGUUGCUCAAAUCCCUGCGGGAAGCACAGGCUGGCCUGGCCGAGGCUCAGGAGGACCUGGAGACGGAGAGGGCAGCCAGGGCCAAGGCAGAGAAGCAGCGCCGGGACCUGGGGGAGGAGCUGGAGGCGCUGCGUGGGGAGCUGGAGGACACGCUGGAUUCCACCAAUGCCCAGCAGGAGCUGAGGUCAAAGAGGGAGCAGGAGGUGACGGAGCUGAAGAAGACUUUGGAAGAGGAGACCCGUGCUCACGAGGUGGCCAUGCAGGAGCUGAGGCAGAGGCAUGGCCAGGCCCUGGGGGAGCUGGCAGAGCAGUUGGAGCAAGCCCGGCGGGGCAAAGGCGUGUGGGAGAAGACUCGGCUAACCCUGGAGGCCGAGGUGACUGAGCUGAAGACUGAGCUGAGUAGCCUGCAGACCUCCAGACAGGAGGGUGAGCAGAAGAGGCGGCGCCUGGAGUCCCAGCUGCAGGAGGUCCAGGGCCGGGCCAGUGAUGUAGAUCGGGCUCGCACGGAGGCUGCUGAGAAGCUGCAGAGAGCUCAGGCUGAACUUGAGAGCGUGUCCACCGCACUGAGCGAGGCUGAGUCCAAGGCCAUCAGGCUGAGCAAGGAGCUGAGCAGUGCAGAGUCGCAGCUGCAUGACACCCAGGAACUGCUGCAGGAGGAGACUAGGGCCAAGCUGGCCUUGGGGUCCCGUGUGCGCGCCCUGGAGGCUGAGGCGGCCGGGCUUCGGGAGCAGAUGGAAGAGGAAGUGAUUGCCAGGGAGCGGGCUGGUCGUGAGCUGCAGAGCGCCCAGGCCCAGCUCUCAGAAUGGCGGCGACGCCAGGAGGAAGAGGCUGGGGCACUGGAGGCUGGGGAGGAGGCUCGGCGCCGUGCAGCCCGGGAAGCAGAGGCCCUGGCCCAGCGUCUGGCAGAAAAAACAGAGGCAGUGGAGAGGCUGGAGCGAGCUCGGCGGCGGCUGCAGCAGGAGCUGGAUGAUGCCACUGUGGACCUCGGGCAGCAGAAGCAGCUCUUGAGCGCUCUGGAGAAGAAGCAGCGGAAGUUUGACCAGCUCCUGGCAGAGGAGAAGGCUGCAGUGCUGCGGGCUGUGGAAGACCGAGAGCGAGUGGAGGCUGAAGGCCGGGAGCGAGAGGCCCGGGCCCUGUCCCUCACACGGGCCCUGGAGGAGGAGCAGGAGGCGCGGGAGGAGCUGGAGAGGCAGAACCGGGCUCUGCGGGCUGAGCUGGAGGCACUGCUGAGCAGCAAGGACGAUGUGGGCAAGAAUGUGCACGAGCUGGAGCGAGCCCGCAGGGUGGCUGAACAGGCAGUCACUGACCUGCGGACACAGGUAACAGAGCUGGAGGACGAGCUGACUGCCACAGAGGAUGCCAAGUUGCGUCUGGAGGUGACGGUGCAGGCUCUGAAGGCUCAGCAUGAGCGUGACCUGCAGGGCCGUGAUGAUGCCGGCGAGGAGAGACGCAGGCAGCUGGUCAAGCAGCUGAGAGAUGCGGAGGUGGAGCGGGAUGAGGAGCGGAAGCAAAGGGCGCUGGCUGUGGCUGCCCGCAAGAAGCUGGAGGCCGAGCUGGAGGAGCUGAAGGCUCAGACGUCUGCUGCUGGGCAGGGCAAGGAAGAGGCCGUGAAGCAGCUGAGGAAGAUGCAGGUCCAGAUGAAGGAGCUGUGGCGGGAGGUGGAGGAGACCCGUACCUCCCGGGAAGAGAUCUUUACCCUGAACAAGGAAAGUGAGAAGAGGCUCAAGGGACUGGAAGCUGAGGUGUUGCGGCUGCAGGAGGAACUGGCUGCCUCAGACCGAGCCCGGAGGCAGGCCCAGCAGGACAGAGAUGAGAUGGCAGAGGAGGUGGCCACUGGCAACCUUAGCAAGACAGCCAUCCUGGAGGAGAAACGGCAGCUGGAGGGGCGCCUGGGGCAGUUGGAAGAGGAGCUGGAGGAAGAACAGAACAACGCCGAGAUACUCAAGGACCAUUACCGCAAGCUGCUGCUACAGGUAGAGUCCCUCACUACAGAGCUGUCUGCUGAACGCAGCUUCUCAGCCAAGGCUGAGAGCGGGAGGCAGCAGCUGGAGCGGCAGAUCCAGGAGCUGCGGGGUCGCCUGGGUGAAGAGGAUGCUGGAGCCCGAGCCCGGCAGAAGAUGCUGAUUGCUGCUCUUGAGUCCAAACUGGCCCAGGCAGAGGAGCAGCUGGAGCAGGAAAGCAGAGAACGCAUUCUCUCUGGCAAGUUGGUGCGCAGAGCUGAGAAGCGACUGAAGGAGGUGGUUCUUCAGGUGGACGAAGAGCGUAGGGUGGCUGACCAGCUCAGGGACCAGCUGGAGAAAGGCAACCUCCGGCUGAAGCAGCUCAAGCGACAGCUGGAGGAAGCAGAGGAGGAAGCGUCGCGGGCGCAGGCUGGCCGGCGGCGACUGCAACGGGAGCUGGAGGACGUCACAGAGUCUGCCGAGUCCAUGAACCGGGAGGUGACCACGCUGAGGAACAGGCUCCGGCGUGGCCCACUCACCUUCACCACUCGCACAGUGCGCCAGGUGUUCCGGCUGGAAGAAGGCGUGGCUUCUGAUGAGGAGGAAGCCGAGGGGGCGGAGCCUGGGCCUGCACCACCCCAGGAGCCUGAAGCUCCGCCCCCUGCCACACCCCAGUGACCCAGUCAGUCUGUCCUAGAUGCCCCAAGGACAGAGCCUGUCCCAGUGUCCCUCCUGGCUAGCACUUUGAGAUGAUGCUGCCCUCUGGCAUUGAUGAUCCCUACUGGAACCCCAGACUCCCACCCACUGGGGACUCCAAAUCAAGGCCCUAAACCAAGGAACCGGGUUACUGGGAGGCAAGGAUAGUCACUCUUGUUAAGGGGACAGAAUGAGCAUGAGGAAGCAUAUCCUGUCGGCUGCAGAAGGCAGGCGGCCGCCUCCAUCCCCUCCCAGUAUCCUGCCCUCUUUUAUGGGGUAAGGUCUGUGUGCUCACAGAGUAGUAGUGUUCAGGUCUCUCCUGCGCCAGGCACUGAAGAAAUAAACUGCACCUGACUAG